This is a messenger RNA of Lycium ferocissimum, 1726 nucleotides long. RefSeq names its product NAD(P)H-quinone oxidoreductase subunit H, chloroplastic. Gene Ontology annotation, molecular function: NAD binding; quinone binding; NADH dehydrogenase (ubiquinone) activity. The coding region runs from base 1 to 1182 and encodes 393 amino acids. The record is from RefSeq and is a predicted model, not a curated record. The transcript has a single exon. Lineage: Eukaryota; Viridiplantae; Streptophyta; Magnoliopsida; Solanales; Solanaceae.
AUGAAGAAACCAGUUACAGGAAAAGAUCUUAUGAUAGUCAAUAUGGGACCUCACCACCCAUCCAUGCACGGUGUUCUUCGCUUAAUUGUUACUCUAGACGGUGAGGAUGUUGUUGAUUGUGAACCCAUAUUGGGUUAUUUACACAGAGGGAUGGAAAAAAUUGCAGAAAACCGAGCAAUUAUACAAUAUUUACCUUAUGUAACGCGGUGGGAUUAUUUAGCUACUAUGUUUACAGAAGCAAUAACAGUAAAUGGACCCGAACAAUUAGGAAAUAUUCAAGUUCCUAAAAGAGCCAGCUAUAUCAGAGUAAUUAUGCUAGAAUUGAGUCGUAUAGCUUCUCAUCUGUUAUGGCUUGGCCCUUUUAUGGCAGAUAUUGGGGCACAGACUCCCUUUUUCUAUAUUUUCAGAGAACGAGAAUUUGUAUAUGAUCUAUUCGAAGCUGCCACCGGUAUGAGAAUGAUGCAUAAUUUUUUUCGUAUUGGAGGAAUAGCGGCGGAUUUACCUUAUGGUUGGGUAGAUAAAUGCUUGGAUUUUUGUGAUUAUUUUUUAACAGAGGUUGUUGAAUAUCAAAAACUUAUUACACGAAAUCCUAUUUUUUUAGAACGAGUUGAAGGCGUUGGGAUUAUUGGUGGGGAAGAAGCAAUAAAUUGGGGUUUAUCCGGACCAAUGUUACGCGCAUCCGGAAUACCAUGGGAUCUUCGUAAAGUUGAUCGUUAUGAGUCUUACGAUGAAUUUGAAUGGGAAAUUCAGUGGCAAAAACAAGGAGAUUCAUUAGCUCGUUAUUUAGUACGACUUAGCGAAAUGACAGAAUCCAUCAAAAUUAUUCAACAGGCUCUGGAAGGACUUCCGGGGGGUCCCUAUGAAAAUUUAGAAAGUAGAGGCUUUGAUAAAAAAAGGAAUCCAGAGUGGAAUGAUUUUGAAUAUCGAUUCAUUAGUAAAAAACCUUCCCCUACUUUUGAAUUAUCGAAACAAGAACUUUAUGUAAGAGUUGAAGCUCCAAAAGGGGAAUUGGGAAUUUUUCUAAUAGGAGAUCAAAGUGGUUUUCCUUGGAGAUGGAAAAUCCGACCACCAGGUUUUAUUAAUUUGCAAAUUCUUCCUGAACUAGUUAAAAGAAUGAAAUUGGCUGAUAUUAUGACGAUACUCGGUAGCAUAGAUAUAAUUAUGGGAGAAGUUGAUCGUUAAAAUGAUAAUUUAUGCAACAGAAGUACAAACUAUAAAUUCUUUUGUUAGAUUGGAAUCUUUAAAAGAGGUCUAUGGACUCAUAUGGAUAUUUGUCCCUAUAUUUUCUCUUGUAUUGGGAAUCAUAACUGGUGUACUAGUAAUUGUGUGGUUAGAAAGAGAAAUAUCUGCAGGGAUACAACAACGUAUUGGACCUGAAUACGCCGGCCCGUUAGGAAUUCUUCAAGCUUUAGCCGACGGGACAAAACUACUUUUCAAAGAAGACCUUCGUCCAUCUAGAGGAAAUACUCCUUUAUUUAGUAUUGGACCAUCUAUAGCAGUUAUCUCUAUUUUACUAAGUUAUUCAGUAAUUCCCUUUAGCAAUCACCUUGUUUUAGCGGAUCUCAAUAUCGGUAUUUUUUUAUGGAUUGCCAUCUCAAGUGUUGCUCCGAUCGGACUUCUUAUGUCAGGAUAUGGAUCAAAUAAUAAAUAUUCUUUUUUAGGUGGUCUGCGAGCUGCUGCCCAAGCAAUUAGUUAUGAAAUACCAUUAACUCUAUGUGUUUUAUCA